Molecule: messenger RNA, 2939 nt
Organism: Cloeon dipterum
Lineage: Eukaryota; Metazoa; Arthropoda; Insecta; Ephemeroptera; Baetidae
Product: N-acetylgalactosaminyltransferase 6-like
Exons: 10
Coding region: 426-2249 (607 amino acids)
Biological process (GO): protein O-linked glycosylation
Cellular component (GO): Golgi apparatus
Molecular function (GO): polypeptide N-acetylgalactosaminyltransferase activity
Source: RefSeq, a predicted model, not a curated record
CCUUUGCCAAUCAAAUCUGGCAGGUGCCUGCUGUUUUGUCAGAUGUCCUGCCCCUGCUUCCUCUCGCGGCCUACGCGAAAUAAAAAAUAUUGCUUGCCACAGCUAUUAUCUGUUAUUUGGAACAGAAACGUUCAACAUUUAGCUGAGUGUUUCAAUUUAACGAUACUGCGCUGCCAUCGGCUGUUUGCGUUAAACAACCGGCGGAACCGAAGCAAAUUUUUCGUGAGCGGCGCAAACGUGGAAACCGUGCUGGAAACAAGGGAAACGAUCGACGUGCAGGGAAUUCGUAAAGUGGCAUGAGUCCGCCCAAGUGACGUGGUGCUGCGGUGUCUGUCUGUAUGCCCAUGUGGUGAUAUGACGUGAUUUGAUCGAGUAGGAAUUGGCCGAUUUCAACUGCGAAAGACCUGCGUGAUCUUUACCAAAAGAUGAUGCGGAGGAACGUGCGGACCUUUGUCAAACUGCUCCUUGUGGCCCUUUUGGCCGUCGUAUCCACCAUGAUCACCCUGAGGCUGCUGGGACCUGCGGAGGACCUUCGAUCUCAGUCCUUGCCGAGCGACCCCCUAAAGGUGUUUGCCGUCACCAAGGAAGCAGGGGCGCAUCUUGAAAACUCUGUAACUGAGAUGGGCAGGCCCAAGAGUGGGCGGAUUGACUGGCACGACCAUGCUCAAAUUAAAGCAGAUAGCCUCAGAAAAGGACCUGGCGAGCAAGGCCAGUCCGUUGUCCUGAAGCCAGAGGAUGAGCACGAGAAGGAGGAGCUGUACAAGGUGAAUGGCUUCAACGCGCUGGCCAGUGACAAGAUGUCCUUAAAUCGGUCUUUACCAGACAUAAGACAUCCUGGCUGCAAGACUAAAAAAUACUUGGCCCAUCUGCCUGACGUGUCCGUCGUCGUUCCCUUCCACAACGAGCACCUGUCCACCCUCCUCAGGACGGCCAUGUCGGCCAUCUACAGAGCUCCGCCAGGGUUAGUCCGGGAAGUGAUUCUGGUCGACGACUUCAGCAACAAGGACAUCCUACGAAAACCUUUGGAGGAUUACAUCGACAAGCAUUUGCCCCGCGUCAAGGUUCUCCGACUGCCAGAAAGAUCUGGUUUGAUUCUGGCUCGUCUUGCCGGCGCCCGUGAGGCCAAAGGAGAGGUUUUGGUCUUCCUAGACUCGCACACAGAGUGUAAUGUGAACUGGCUGCCCCCUUUGCUAGACCCCAUUGCAUUGGACUACAAAACCUGCGUGUGUCCGUUCAUCGAUGUGCUCGACUUUGACACAUUCCAGUACCGCGCCCAGGAUGAGGGGGCUCGUGGAGCGUUUGACUGGGAGUUUUUCUACAAGCGGCUGCCUUUGUUGCCUGAGGAUCUUAAAAAUCCGACAGAACCUUUCAAGAGUCCAGUGAUGGCGGGAGGGCUGUUCGCGAUCAGCGCCCGCUUCUUUUGGGAGCUGGGUGGCUACGAUCCAGGACUCAUGAUCUGGGGAGGAGAGCAGUAUGAGCUAUCUUUCAAGAUUUGGCAGUGUGGCGGGCAAAUGGUUGACGCUCCAUGCUCCAGGAUUGGACACGUUUACCGCAAGUUUGCACCAUUCCCCAACCCACACAGUGGAACUGAUUUUGUUGGCAAGAACUAUAUGCGAGUGGCCACAGUGUGGAUGGACGAGUACAAAGAGUAUUUGCUGAAGAGGCGGCCGCAGUACCGCAAGAUCGACCCCGGCGAUCUGACCGAUCAGUUAGCCGUGCGCAAAAGACUGAACUGCAAGCCCUUCAAGUGGUUCAUGACUGAAGUGGCCUUUGACUUACCGCUCAAGUAUCCACCUAUUGAACCACCUGAUUUCGCCUCAGGUAAAAUCCGAAGCUUGGCUAUCCCAGACUACUGCGUUGAUACCAAGCACCACAACAAGGACGAGACAGUCACUCUAGACAAGUGUGGACAAUCUGGCAACUCUGAGCAGGAGUUUGUGCUCUCUUGGCACAAAGAUGUGAGACCCAAGGGGAGGUCGAUGUGCUGGGAUGUGCCUUCAGCCUCAGAAAAAAGAUCUCCAGUGAAACUGUGGGGCUGCCACGGUAUGCAAGGCAAUCAAUUCUGGCGCUAUUAUCCUGAGAAGAAGCAAUUGGUUCACGGGGGCAACCGUCUGUGCCUGGACUGCGACCGCGUCACGCAUGAGUUGUUUGUGACGGGCUGCGAAGAUGGCGUGGAGACGCAAAAGUGGGAAUUCGAAAAGCCGGACCUGAAGGCGCUGGCCAACUGGGACAACGCCGGCCCGAAGUAGCUUGUGCGUCGGUCACAUUAAAACUGUCUGUGAUGCGCGCGCGUAGCGGGAAUUUGUAUAUAUUUAUUUAUAAAAGCAGGCGCCCUCUGAUACAUAUGUACGCACAAUAUGAAAAAAAUGCGAGAAAGGUCCUCACGUGUCAUCGGCGAAAAGCCAGGCAAGUGCGGUCGUGAUCCUCUUUAAAAGGCUAGUUAGCGCGCCGCCGACUCAAUCUGUCUCUUUCUCUUGUGCCCGGUGCACUGUAAGUACCGUAGCAACAUUCCGAGUAUUUUUCUCUCUCUUCUUUAGCACUGUGGAGGGUUUCAAGCCGACUGCCUGAAACUUGGUAUGCAACCUGAACACACCACCCUGCUCUUUGCCUAGCCUCUGCUCAGGGUAAACAAACUCGACUUAAUUCCAUUUUAUAUACACACACUCGUGCCUCUUGACGGAAAUUUUCUCACGUCUUUUUCGUGUUUUUAAGUUUGCAUACCAAAGGUUAAUUGGUGUGAAACACCUCUUAUUAAGUUUUAUUUCCGGCUUCGAUCUUUUGUGAUUUUUGUGCAGUGAGACGUGAGCGUUUUAUUAAUGUUGUUUAACCUGUGUUGGUUCAAGUGAUUAUGACACAGUAUUUUUUGUGAGACUACUUGAUAGCAGUUAUUUAUUAUUAAUUGUCAAUCAAAAUAAACCGUAUUAAGAACAUUACAAAAA